Messenger RNA from Oncorhynchus masou masou (cherry salmon), 5085 nucleotides. Its product is annotated as kelch-like protein 31. Lineage: Eukaryota; Metazoa; Chordata; Actinopteri; Salmoniformes; Salmonidae. The record is from RefSeq and is a predicted model, not a curated record. Gene Ontology annotation, cellular component: cytoplasm; nucleus. Gene Ontology annotation, molecular function: protein binding.
AUCACUCAAACACUGAACCAAAGUCCACUGACAGACAGACAGCAGACGGAGGGACAGAGGAAAGAGGAAGAGAGAGUAACCUGUGAGCAAAAAUCAACAAAGCGAAGGAAAGCCAAGAGAGAAACGAGGAAAGAUAAGGAAGAAGAGUGAGUGGAGAGAGAGAGAGAGGUCCUGUGUGCUGUCUCACUGAAACAAACAAACCAACCCACCUAAACACCGUGUCUGUCAAUCUGUCCUCUUCGAACCCCUUCUGUCAGCAGUAGGAAUACAUAGUUAACCCUCCAGCCAGUCUAAUCUGUCUGACUGUUCUUCAGUGUUUCAGUGGUUGUGUUCAUCAGUAAAGAAAGUCCACCUUAUCACAGUCAGUAAAGAGUCAGUUUUGUCAGUUUGUUGAUUAGUUGGUCCGUCAGCAAGUGAGUAAGAGUCCUCAUCCCUCAGUGCUUCAGUCAGUGCUCAAGAACCAAAACCUUUAAAACCAUACUGUCAAAGUAACCGUCGCCAUGGCCCCCAAGAAGAAGGCCAAUCGCACAAAGAAGAUUACCCCGGAGCCAGUCGUCUCCCAGGUAACCACUGUCACCACACAGAUGGCAGGAGGAGUGGUGGUGGUGGAAGGUGUGAAGAAGAUCGAGGAGAUGGCCGCACUGGACAUCGUACAGCUUAACCAUUUCAACCUCCCCCUGCCCCCUCCCGUCAUCAAGCCCGGAGAGAAGGGCCUGGGCCUGGGCUGUGAAGUAACCCGCCCCCUCCACGGAAACGCCCUGCUGGAGGAGGUGAGCCGCAUGCGCCAGGAGCGCUUCCUCACCGACCUGGAGCUGGCCUGUAAGACCAAGGCCUUUGACGUUCACAAGCUGGUCAUUUCCUCCGUCAGCCGGUACUUCCGGGAGAUCCUGGCCAAGGACCCCGGAAUGAAGCGUCUAGAGUUACCUUCACUCUCCCCCCUCGGCCUGGCCAACGUGAUCACCUUCGCCUACCUGGGCCGCGUCCACAUGUCCCUGUACACCAUCGGCUGCACUGUGUCCGCCGCUGCCACCCUUCAGAUCCCCCAGUUGCUCCAGAUGUGCAUGGACUUCCUGCUGGCCGAGAUGAACGUGCAGACGUGCGUGUACGUGUGGAACAUCGCCGCCGCCUACGGCCUGUUUCCCGUGCGCGAUGCGGCCCGCCGCUUUGUGCUGGAGAACUUUGUCGCGUUCACCGAGACGCCCCUGUUCAACCAGCUGACCCUGGAACAGAUCACAGCCUUCCUCCAGGAGGACAGCCUGCUGCUGCCAUCUGAAGUCACCGCCUUCCAGUUGGCCAUGAAAUGGCUGGACUUCGACCCCAAGCGUCAGGUGCACGCCGCCGAACUGCUGUCCCACGUGCGCUUCGAGACCAUCCCUGCCAGCGAGUUGGUCAGCGAGAUCCAGCCUGUGGCGAGAAUGAUGAUGGACCCUCACUGCCACCGCCUGCUGGUGGACGCCAUGAACUACCACCUGCUGCCCUACCAGCAGAACACGCUGCAGUCUCGCCGCACGCAGGUGCGUGGCGGACAGGCCACCCUUCUGACUGUUGGGGGGCGUCCCUCCGUCACCGAGCGGGCACUGAGUAGAGUGGUGCUAUGGAGAGACCCACGUGAGGGUGUGGCCACCUGGCGCCACCUGUCCCAGCUGCCCGCUAAGAGCUUCAACCAGUGUGUGGCUGUGAUGGACGGCUUCCUGUACGUGGCCGGAGGAGAGGACCAGAACGAUGCACGCAACCAGGCCAAGCACGCUGUCAGCACCCUCAGCAGGUACGACCCUCGCUUCAACACCUGGCUGCAUCUGGCUAGCAUGCGCCAGCGCCGUACCCACUUCAGCCUGGUGGCCACUGGCGGGCGCCUGUACGCCAUUGGCGGCCGCAACGUGGAGGGCCUGCUGGCCACCACCGAGAGCUACCUGCCCUCCUCCAACACCUGGCAGCUCAAGACACCCAUGGAGGUGCCACGUUGCUGCCACGCCAGUGCCGUGCUGCCCUCCGGAGACAUCCUGGUGACCGGCGGCUACAUCAACUGCGCCUACUCGCGCUCCGUGGCCUGCUACAACGUUGAGACGGACACCUGGAGUGAGAAGGCCAGCCUGGCGAGCCCCCGAGGAUGGCACUGCUCCUCCACCCUGGGAGGGAAGGUCUACGUGGUGGGUGGUAGCCAGCUGGGCCCCAGCGGAGACCGUGUGGACGUCUUGUCCAUGGAGGUGUUCUCCCCAGAGAACGGUGAGUGGAGCCGGGUCCCCUUGCCCAUGGGCGUGAGCACGGCAGGCCUGUCGCCCCUCGGGGAACAGCUGUACCUGAUGGGUGGCUGGAACGAGGCCGAGAAGCGCUACAAGGCGGCCGUGCAGAAGUACACCCCGGCAACAGACAGCUGGUCCAUGGGGGAGGAUCUGCCCGAGGCCACUGUGGGUGUAUCCUGCUGCGCCCUGACCCUCCCACCCCGCCACACCCCCCGCAGGCAGCAGCACCACAACACUCCAGCAACCAAGGAGGAGCAGCCACAGAGAAAGAUCCAUGUGGUCCCACAGCCCAUCACUGCCUGAGAGAUUUAGAAGAAGUGAGGUCAAGAGAGCGAAGGGAGGUUGAUAGAAGGGAGGAGUGACAGAGAGCAAGAAGUUGAGGAGAGGUAGGAACAGAGAGCUGUCGAUCGAGAAGCAGAGCCGUAGAACAGGAAAGAUGGAAGGGAUAACUAUUCACUUAUUCUAAAAUGUAUUACAUGUUUGUUAUCAUCAAUCUACACACAAUACCCCAUAACGACAAAGCAAAAAUAGGAUUUUAGACAUUUUUGCUAAUUUAUUAAAAAUAAAAUCUGAAAUAUCAGAUUAACAUAAGUAUUCAGACCCUUUACUCAGUACUUUGUUGAAGCACCUUUGGCUUCUUGGGUAUGACGCAACAAGCUUGGCACACAUGUAUUUGGGGAGUUUCUCCCAUUCUUAUUUGCAGAUCCUCUCAAGCUCUGUCUGGUUGGAUGGGGAGCGUUGCUGCACAGCUAUUUUCAGGUCUCGAUCGGGCUCUGGCUGGGCCACUCAAGGACAUUCAGAGACCUGUCCCAAAGCCACUCCUCUAUUUUCUUAGCUGUGAGCUUAAGGUCGUUGUCCUGUUGGAAGGUGAACCUUCGCCCCAAUCUGAGGUGCUGAGUGCUCUGGAGCAGGUUUUCAUCAAGUAUCUCUGUACUUUACUCCAUUCAUCUCUCCCUCGAUCCUGACUAGUCUCCCAGUCCCUGCUGCUGAAAAACAUCCCAACAGCAUGAUGCUGCCAUCACCAUGCUUCACCGUAAGGAUGGUAACAGGUUUCCUCCAGACUUGACACUUGGCAUUCAGGCCAGAGUUCAAUCUUGUUUUCAUCAGAACAGAGAAUCUUGUUUCUCAUGAUCUGAGACUUCUUUAGGUGCCUUUUGGCAAACUCCAAGCUGGCUGUCAUGUACCUUUUACUGAGGAGUGGAAUCUGUCUGGCCACUCUACCACGAAGGCCUGAUUUGUGAGGACAGACGCUGGGAGACGAGAUGCAAGAAGCGCUGUUGCGCGUAACAAUGGUGACAGGUGUGCCCUCGAGCGCCAGAGAGGGGGAGCGGGAGCAGACAUGACAUGAUUGGUGGAAUGCUGCAGAGAUGAUUGUCCUUCUGGAAGGUUCUUUCUUCUCCACAGAUGAACUCUGUCAGAGUGACCAUCGUGUUCUUGGUCACCUCCCUGACCAAGGCCCUUCUCUCCAGAUUGCACAGUUGGGCCAGGCGGCCAGUUCUUGGAAAAUUCUUGGUGGUUCCAAACUUCUUCCAAUAAAGAAUGAUGGAGGAAACUGUGUUCUUGGGGGCCUUCAAUGCUGCAGACAUUUUUCGGUACCCUUCCCCAGAUCUGUGCCUCGACACAAUCCUGUCUUGGAGCUCUAUGGACAAUUCCUUCGACUUCAUGGCCUUGUUUAUGCUCUGACAUGCACUGUUAGUUGUGGGACCUUAUAUAGACAGGUGUGUCCCUUUCCAAAUCAUGUCCAAUCAAUUGAAUUUACCACAAGCAGACUCAAAACAAGUUGUAGAAACAUCUCAAGGAUGAUCAAUGGAAACAGGAUCCACCUGAGCCCCCGAGUCUCAUAGGAAAGGGUAUGAAUACUUAUGUAAAUAAGGUAUCUGUUUUAAUACAUUUGCUAAAAACCUGUUUUCACUUUUUAAUUAUGGGUUGUGUGUAGAUUGCUGAGGGUUUUUUAUUUAAUCUAUUUUAGAAAAUGGGGGGUCUGAAUACUUUCCGAAGGCAUUAACCUAUGGUUGAUGAAUGUGAAAAUGACAAUCCAUUUGCGGUAUGUAUGAAAUAUGUAUUGCAGUUAGCAAGGUGGAACUGUGAUAUGAUUACGCAAAUGUGUUUGUGUGUAUGUGCGUGCAAAUGUACAUACUCGAGUGAAUGUGUGUUUGGGUGUUUAGAAAUGGAGACAUAAGCUUUUGACAAAUAUUGCAAAUCAACUUUCAGCAAAAUUCUUCCCAGUAAAAAUGUUAAGUAGUUUAGCUCAAGUAAAGUUAAAUUAAUAGUAUUUAAACAUGUUAAGUGCAAUGUAAUACAAGCGUUGCAAUGACUGCUGGAGACAAAUUUAUAGGGCAAAGUAACUUUACAAUGUCAUCCACUGACUUAAACAGGUAGAGAAUGUAGGAGCAAGACCAUGGCCUGGCAAACUAGUAUGAUACAUUUACGGCCCAGAUUCAUAGAUCUCAGAAUUCCCACAUAACAAAGCAGACCUUUUUGGUAAUAUUCGGCAGACUUCAGUAGUCCAAUUUGGAAAUUAAAUGUUUCUCUUUAGAGAUUUGGUUCAGGUCGUUUAGUUGGGCCCUGGAUUUCAGCUCCUGCUCACGUUGUGUUCGAUCAGCAUCCUCCAUCCAGGUGAUACAAUGACAAGCUACCAGGGUAUGGAAUCAGUGAAACUCCUAAAGCUAGGCAGACCUAGGGGUUGUGGCUGACUCUAAAAGGGCUGAGGACUCAACCAUAUUUUGAAUGGAGAUACUGUAUUUUGAUUUGAGGUGAGCAGAGACUGGCACAGGGGGUAGUGUUUUGUCUGGUGCCAGAGGCUCUAACCCUGGGGUUUCACUGAAUAAAGCCUAUUGGAUCUAAA